Messenger RNA from Alternaria ventricosa, 2229 nucleotides. RefSeq lists its product as uncharacterized. The record is from RefSeq and is a predicted model, not a curated record. The coding region runs from base 1 to 2229 and encodes 742 amino acids. Lineage: Eukaryota; Fungi; Ascomycota; Dothideomycetes; Pleosporales; Pleosporaceae. The transcript is spliced from 3 exons.
AUGGCGCGGCUUAAGGAUGCGCCCAAGCAGGCAGCUCCCAAGCCUUCCUCGCCCUCCUCAGACGACAAUGCUGCAACCCAACAGCUCCUCGCCGAGUCCAACUCCCCAAGCGCAAAACCACCCUCGUCGUCCGCAGUCCUCGGCGCCAACCUCCUCAACGCAGCGCGUCCUGGAAAGCUCAAACGAGUUAGCAUACUUCCCGAGGGAGCCAGACAGAACCUCGCAAUACGAGGAGACCCAUACGAGAUUGAGUUGAGCCCCGAGAAGGGUCGAUACGCGUUGCCAGAGAAAGUCAAUCACAAGCCGUUGAAGAUUAAUAGAAAGAAGAAGGAGAAAAAGAAGCCAACCAAGAAGAAGGUGCAGGCCACUGUGGAGGCAGUCGAAGAGCGGAGUGACGUCCCCGCGCCUUCGUCAGAGCUCCCGGUGUACCAUGACGCUGGGCCACAAGUGGAUGAAGAAGAGCGGGUGGAGGAUCUGGCAGUAGCAGAACCCGAAAUACGUUCCUCGCCGCCGGAGCUCGCACCGCCGGAAGACACCCCAUCUAAAGCAGCCCCGCCCAUACGCGGCAAUGGCGUGGUCGAUCCCACUGGUACGACAAGCCUAGAUGGAGAACCUGCUGGUGCGCAGGAGGACAAUAGCAGUACACGGAGAACGUCGAAACGGAAGUCGGAGUCGGAUCACAGCGAAGGACAGCCCUCCAAGAUUCCGAGGAAACAAAGGCGGACGACUGGCGAAUCGAGCGCAUCGAGAAAGAGUCACCCACAAGUACGCAUACCGGUCCGGCGCAGCUCGCAACAACAGGAUGUGGCGACUGCGACCGGACAUGAAGAUGUUCAAAGCACGCAAGAAGGCGCUGAGCGGACUUUGGCGCAGAAAGAGAAGGAGCUCCUAAAACUCCUAUAUGUUCCCGCACGAAAAUUGAAACCUCGGAAGAAACGCACCAACGAUACCCCUGAAUCAAGCCAGCAGUUACCCGCUAACGUGGGAGGAUUGCAAAAGCACGCAGAGCCGCCCAAUCAAGCUGCGGAAGUUGUUAAUGCUCCAGAGACUGAGCACGCGCAGGUUAUUGACGCGUUUGGGGACGACUCGGAUGAAGACGAGGCUAGCAGCGUAGCUGAGGAAGCUGAUAGCAUAACGCGCCCUGCAGGAAGGCCUGGGAGCAUCGAAACCGUCUUUGAAUUCCUCAACCUAGAGGUACGACCAGGAAAGUGCCGAACCAAGCUGGCUACCACCAUCAGACGCGCAUGCAAGACAUACAGAGCCCACCUUCAGGAGGGUGACCUUUCCAUAGACACUCUCGUCGAUGAAGCCGACGAUUUACGAGGAGCGCUCGGACAGAUCAGUAUCGAUGUCGAAAAGAAGGACCAGCGCGCCUUCAAAAGAGAUGCUUAUCGUCAUGUCUUCCGGGCUCUUACACUGUAUCUCGAAGCAUUGUAUACGUGGCUACAGGACAAUGGUGGUGAAGUGACCGAGUCGCUGGAGGCUAUGAAGAUUCUAUCACCCCUGAUGGACCGAAUACUGGCUUUCAAAGACAUCAUUACUGAGUGGAAUGUUACCGUGCCUCAACGCUCCAAGGGCGACCGAAUCAUCAAGGAUGUUGAUAUUGGUCUCAUUGCUCAUCUUCGACAGGUUGCCAAGACGUAUCGCGGACACCUUAGUAGACUCAAGGCCAGGGAGGAACACCGCAAGAUACAAGAAGACUUCGAGCGCAGAAUGCAAGAAAGAGAAGAGGAGGAGAACCGCAAAGCCGAACUUGAGGAAGCGCGAAAGCAACGGUGGAAAUGUUGGCAAGCUCUGCACAUCGUGCGCCUGACGUGCGAGCCCGAUGCGCGCAGAAGGAGCAAGCUGGCUAUCACAAGACUCGAAGACCUGGAGGAGAGAGACGCCAACGGUGUUGUUUUCGAGCGAUUGCCAGUAUUCACACCUCGCUCAGCUCCACCGCAUCGUCAAGCAUCGGCGUUGAGCAAUAAGCCGGAGUGGACCGAACAGGAAGAGACUGCUCUGCUCGAAGGUUUGAGACAUCUUGCUGGUCCUCAAGUCUUCGAGAAGAUAUUCACAACGUAUUGCCGUCCCGACUCAUCUCAUCCACUUAGCGGCCAUUUGCGCGAUCGCAGCGUCGCGGAGAUUGUCACAAAAGCAGCACAGUUCCGAUCAGACUUCCAGAAGUUAUAUCAAGAUAACGGCUGGGAGAUCGAGGAAUGGAUUACGAAGAUACCAGUAUUGCCGUAA